UAACCUAUGUACUUGUUUGGUUGCAUUGUUGUAGAAUUGGCAUACACCAUGAGUGUGACUACAAAGUGUGAUGUUUAUAGUUUUGGAGUGGUGGCUUUAGAAACAAUGAUGGGGCAUCAUCCAGGAGAAUUCAUUUCCACUCUGACAAAGCCAUCUACUCAACAAUUAUUGGUGAAAGAUGUAUUGGAUCCACGGAUUCCACUUCCGAAAUCUCGGAAAGAUAUGCAAGAUGUUGUGCUUGUUGUAAAGCUAGCAUUAGCAUGCCUCUCCUCUGAUCCAAAUUCCAGGCCAUCAAUGCAAGUUGUGGCCAAUGAGUUUUUGGCUUCAAAGGCACCAAUACAUGUCUCUUUCUCUGAUGUCUCAAUGUACCAAUUGAUGAAUCAAGAAGUAUAUGUCAUAGAUAAAAAUUAGGACAAGCUAUUAUUGUAUUCUCUAAAUUGAGAUGAAUUUAGAUGCAGGUAGUUUUGCAUGAAAAUUCAGUUCCUGCUCAC
Molecule: messenger RNA, 491 nt
Organism: Arachis ipaensis
Lineage: Eukaryota; Viridiplantae; Streptophyta; Magnoliopsida; Fabales; Fabaceae
Biological process (GO): protein phosphorylation
Molecular function (GO): ATP binding; protein binding; protein kinase activity
Source: RefSeq, a predicted model, not a curated record